This is a messenger RNA of Zingiber officinale, 1059 nucleotides long. RefSeq lists its product as uncharacterized. The record is from RefSeq and is a predicted model, not a curated record. Bases 1 to 1059 code for a protein of 352 amino acids. NCBI's taxonomy places the organism in Eukaryota, Viridiplantae, Streptophyta, Magnoliopsida, Zingiberales, Zingiberaceae. The transcript has a single exon.
AUGGGUUGUAUUGGCUCGAGGAUGGACGGCCGUGGCGGCCCGAGGCGGUCCGGUGGCUGUUGUUCUGUCCGCUUACAUUCAGGCUACCGACGACGCCGGAACUCGGAACGGAAUUCCGCCGCCGCCGCUCUCGAUAUGCUCUUGCUCGACCGGGAUCUUGGCUUCGACGGCGAGGUGAUGAUGAAGUGCGACAAUGACGACGCCCCCUUCUUCGCAGCGGGGACAGCGACCAGGAAGGAGUACGGCCAAGUGAAGACGCGGCCGGAGAAUAGAACUCAGGGAAGCUCUAGAACCCCGAUUUCGACGCCGCAGAACGAACCCGAGGUGAUCGACGCCUGGGAAAUCAUGGCGGGGCUCGAAAAUGCCAGCCCUCUCAAUCUCCGACGAACCACCGACGUCUCCGACGAGAAAGGCCCGAACGAGAAAUCCUCUUCCGGAAGCGGCGGCGGGGAUUGGAGCGCCGCCGGCAUCGUGGAGGCUAGGGUUAAAGAGUUCCAGCGCAAAAUCGACGCGAAGAGAUCGGCAGCUGCCGCCGCCGCCGCCGCCGAAGCUAAUCGGAAACGAUCCCCGCCCGACAGCGCGGGGAAGGUGGUGCUCUACUUCACCAGCCUCCGCGGCGUGCGGCGGACCUUCGAGGACAGCUGGGCGGCGAGGAUGAUCCUCAAGGGCUACGACGUCCGCGUGGACGAGCGAGACCUGUCGCUGCACACGGCGUACAAGGCGGAGCUACUGGGCGCGCUCGGGCCGGGAUGCGGCCUCCCGAGGGUCUUCUCGAACGGGGAGUACGUGGGCGGCGUGGAGGAGCUGAGGCAUCUGCACGAGGCGGGGAAGCUGCGGAAGGUGCUGGAGGCGUGCCAGAGGGCGGCGGGAUGCAGCGCGGCCUGCGAGGGAUGCGGAGACGUGCGAUUCGUGCCCUGCGGCACCUGCUCCGGCAGCCGCAAGGUGUACUGCGAUGCGGCACUGCAGGCGACGGAGGUGGCGGCGGAAUUGGGGGGGUUCCGGAUGUGCCCGGCUUGCAACGAGAAUGGCCUCGUUAGAUGCCCGCUCUGUAGCUGCUAA